GCGGCGGUAUAAAAUGUGCGCCGCGGGGCGGACGGCCCUCAGAACGCGUCGGCGGCGGAGCGGAGCGGGUUCCUGCGUCAACAGUGCUUGGACGGAACCGGCCGCGCUCGGGCCCGCCGCGCCCCCUCCCACACAACCACACCACCGCCGCUCACACAGUCACCGCCGUACCCACCGGAGCACCCAGCCAUGGCAGCGCCCCCCUCCCAGGUGCGCCAGAACUACCACCAGGACUGCGAGGCCGCCGUCAACCGCCAGAUCAACCUGGAGCUCUACGCGUCCUACGUGUACCUCAGCAUGUCCUACUAUUUUGACCGGGAUGAUGUGGCUCUGAAAAACUUUGCCAAGUACUUCCUGCAUCAGUCCCAUGAGGAGCGGGAGCACGCGGAGAAGCUGAUGAAGCUGCAGAACCAGAGGGGAGGGCGCAUCUUCCUGCAGGACAUCAAGAAGCCAGACCGUGAUGACUGGGAGAAUGGCCUGACUGCAAUGGAGUGUGCCCUGCACCUGGAAAAGAACGUGAACCAGUCACUGCUAGAACUGCACAAAUUGGCAACUGAGAAGAACGACCCACACUUGUGUGACUUCAUUGAGACUCAUUACCUGGAUGAGCAGGUGAAAGCCAUCAAGGAGCUGGGUGACCAUGUGACCAACCUGCGGAAGAUGGGGGCACCAAAAUACGGCAUGGCCGAGUACCUCUUCGACAAGCACACCCUCGGGGACAGUGACAAUGACAGCUGAAGUCUGGCCCAGAGACACGCUGUGGGUUUCAGUGGGACUCCUACUUAAUGUCCAGCCGUGCAUGCAGCUUCAGCUACCUAGAGAAACAGUUCCAUUCUCUGUACCAAAUAUCACCCCCCUUCUCUCUUGUGUUUUAUGUACUGCCCUCCAGCCAAUAAAGUGACUUGGUUCCA
Molecule: messenger RNA, 911 nt
Organism: Pipra filicauda (Wire-tailed manakin)
Lineage: Eukaryota; Metazoa; Chordata; Aves; Passeriformes; Pipridae
Gene: FTH1
Product: ferritin heavy chain 1
Exons: 4
Coding region: 190-738 (182 amino acids)
Biological process (GO): iron ion transport; intracellular iron ion homeostasis
Cellular component (GO): cytoplasm
Molecular function (GO): ferrous iron binding; ferric iron binding
Source: RefSeq, a predicted model, not a curated record